AACGUCAACGUUGCGCACAAAAAAGCAGAGAGAGAGGAAAGUAAAGGAGGUACCUCCAUUCGAGACUUCGUUGAUUGGGCUUGGCUUAUUUUCCCAUUAAACGCCGAAACUAUUGUACCUUCCUUCUUCUCCUCCUCCUUCUCCUUCCUUCUUCAAUUUCAAAUUCUUUACGUCAAUCCAACCCUUCGCCUUCGUUGCCCCUGCUCCGCCGAUUGCCUCGGCACCCAUUUCCAUCUGCAUCGCCGCCCGCCGCCGCCGCCUUCGUUGCUUCGUUUCUGGUGUUCUGUUUCUUCUUCUCUUGCCUUCCCCUCCCAUCUUUGACCUGGGUUGUUUGUGCAUCCGUGGGUAGUGGAUCCUUUCCGAGGUAUGGGAAGGGUGUUUGCGGUGACCCUCGAAGGGAAGAUCUACACCUGCCGGCACUGCAAGACCCACCUCGCGAUCGCUGAACACAUCGUCUCUAAGUCUUUCCACUGCAGGCAUGGGAGAGCUUACCUCUUCAGCAAGGUAGCGAAUGUGUCUAUUGGUGAGAGAGAAGAGAGAAUGAUGAUGACUGGGAUGCACACCGUUGCUGACAUUUUCUGUGUUGGUUGUGGAGCAAUUGUUGGGUGGAAAUAUGAGACUGCUCAUGAAAAGGCUCAGAAGUACAAGGAAGGAAAAUCUGUUCUCGAGCGGAAUAAGUUGGUUGGUCCUGAUGGAAGCAAUUACUGGGCCUCUCAUGAAGCACAUAUCAUCGGGGGUAGCGAUGCUGAUGACGUUUGAUUGCCCAUUUGAACUCCCUAAAUGUACAUACAAUAACCUCCAAUAUUCUUCUUCA
Eucalyptus grandis is the source of this 814-nucleotide messenger RNA. Its product is annotated as protein yippee-like. NCBI's taxonomy places the organism in Eukaryota, Viridiplantae, Streptophyta, Magnoliopsida, Myrtales, Myrtaceae. Bases 367 to 759 code for a protein of 130 amino acids. The record is from RefSeq and is a predicted model, not a curated record. The transcript has 5 exons. Gene Ontology annotation, cellular component: ubiquitin ligase complex.